Messenger RNA from Gorilla gorilla gorilla (western lowland gorilla), 2202 nucleotides. Its product is annotated as etoposide-induced protein 2.4 homolog. The record is from RefSeq and is a predicted model, not a curated record. NCBI's taxonomy places the organism in Eukaryota, Metazoa, Chordata, Mammalia, Primates, Hominidae. Gene Ontology annotation, biological process: macroautophagy. Gene Ontology annotation, cellular component: endoplasmic reticulum.
CCGUGCGGCCCGGGCAUGCCCAGUGCGGGCGCAGCGGCCCCGGCCCUGGAAGCGCCCCGGCGGAGCUGGCCCGCGGUGGGCUAGGGGCAGGGCUGGAGUCACGGCGGCGGAGCUGCGGAUCCUUCAUGAUGAGAGAUUUGGGGACACUUCUCUCUCCUGUGUGUAGUUGAUAGUUUGGUGGUGAAGAGAUGGCUGACAGUGUCAAAACCUUUCUCCAGGACCUUGCCAGAGGAAUCAAAGACUCCAUCUGGGGUAUUUGUACCAUCUCAAAGCUAGAUGCUCGAAUCCAGCAAAAGAGAGAGGAGCAGCGUCGAAGGGCAAGUAGUGUCUUGGCACAGAGAAGAGCCCAGAGUAUAGAGCGGAAGCAAGAGAGUGAGCCACGUAUUGUUAGUAGAAUUUUCCAGUGUUGUGCUUGGAAUGGUGGAGUGUUCUGGUUCAGUCUCCUCUUGUUUUAUCGAGUAUUUAUUCCUGUGCUUCAGUCGGUAACAGCCCGAAUUAUCGGUGACCCAUCACUACAUGGAGAUGUUUGGUCGUGGCUGGAAUUCUUCCUCACAUCAAUUUUCAGUGCUCUUUGGGUGCUCCCCUUGUUUGUGCUUAGCAAAGUGGUGAAUGCCAUUUGGUUUCAGGAUAUAGCUGACCUGGCAUUUGAGGUAUCAGGGAGGAAGCUUCACCCAUUCCCUAGUGUCAGCAAAAUAAUUGCUGACAUGCUCUUCAACCUUUUGCUGCAGGCUCUUUUCCUCAUUCAGGGAAUGUUUGUGAGUCUCUUUCCCAUCCAUCUUGUCGGUCAGCUGGUUAGUCUCCUGCAUAUGUCCCUUCUCUACUCACUGUACUGCUUUGAAUAUCGUUGGUUCAAUAAAGGAAUUGAAAUGCACCAGCGGUUGUCUAACAUAGAAAGGAAUUGGCCUUACUAGUUUGGGUUUGGUUUGCCUUUGGCUUUUCUCACAGCAAUGCAGUCCUCAUAUAUUAUCAGUGGCUGCCUUUUCUCUAUCCUCUUUCCUUUAUUCAUUAUCAGCGCCAAUGAAGCAAAGACCCCUGGCAAAGCGUAUCUCUUCCAGUUGCGCCUCUUCUCCUUGGUGGUCUUCUUAAGCAACAGACUCUUCCACAAGACAGUCUACCUGCAGUCGGCCCUGAGCAGCUCUACUUCUGCAGAGAAGUUCCCUUCACCGCAUCCGUCGCCUGCCAAACUGAAGGCUGCUGCAGGUCACUGAGUUGCCUGCCAUCCAAAGGGGAUGGGCGGGAUUGGAAGAAGCUGUGGCAGCUCUUUUCCCUGUUCACCUCCCCCCUGCCAGGGAAGGCAGGACCCACUCUGCCAAGGGCCCUCUGUGUAUUCCCUUCUCUCUGAGGAAUUGAAAUUUUUGUCUCUGGUGCACGUAAGGCAGAAUGUUCCCUGACACCAGUGUGUGGAUUUUUAACAUCACCGUGAGUCUGAAAGGACCACAGGUUUUUCUGCAGCUAUUUUCUAGCAUUUGCCAGUCCCUGUGCCUGGACUGAUUGGAACACUUUGUUUUUCUCCCUGUGCCAUUUACCCUUCCACCUUUCCAUCCUGCCUUCUACCACCCUUGGAUGAAUGGAUUUUGUAAUUCUAGCUGUUGUAUUUUGUGAAUUUGUUAAUUUUGUUGUUUUUCUGUGAAACACAUACAUUGGAUAUGGGAGGUAAAGGAGUGUCCCAGUUGCUCCUGGUCACUCCCUUUAUAGCCAUUACUGUCUUGUUUCUUGUAACUCAGGUUAGGUUUUGGUCUCUCUUGCUCCACUGCAAAAAAAAAAAAAAAAAAAAGCCUGAAGAGAUGAGAUAGGAGGAAAGACCUCACAGCCAGAUCUGCUGGGUUUUGAGGAGUGAUUUUCUUUCUUCCCCUUGAAGGGGAAAAAGCUAUUUUCACUGGUACAUUUAAAGUCCCCCAACUAUGGGGAGGUACCAAUUCUGGACAAGUGCCACUGCAACAACACUAAACCUGAACUUUUCAACUCCGUUGGUGGUGGGAGGCAGCGGGCAGAAAUUUACUGUUGGCCACUGCCAGGUCUGUUUGAUAUUUCAAAGGAAUAUUGGGUGCUGCACAUAGGAACUGAAGGGGUAAAUGUAUUAAACCUGUGAUUGGUUGUUUUCCUGUCAUUUUGAGAGACUAAAUAUGGGGGGCAGAUGUCAAAAUACUUGUACAAUUUUAAAAUGUCACAAUUAAACGUGAGCUGGUUUCCCACAAAAAAAAA